GACUGAAAGCAUAGUGAAAGAACUGGAGCUGCUUGGAAGAAUCACAGCUCUAGACCUGAACUCAGAGCGAACAGAGCUUUUGACCUGUUCCCGUGAUGAUCUACUAAAGAUCAUUGAUCUGCGGGUUAGUGCUGUCAAGCAGACGUUCAGUGCCCAGGGAUUCAAAUGUGGCUCUGACUGGACGAGAGUUGUAUUCAGUCCUGAUGGCAACUAUGUGGCUGCUGGUUCAGCUGAUGGGGCCCUCUACAUUUGGAAUGUGCUCACAGGGAAAUUGGAGAGGACGCUUGCAAAGCAUCACAGUUCUUCUAUCAAUGCAGUCGCAUGGUCACCAGCAGGUGCCCAUGUGGUCAGUGUGGACAAAGGAAACAAGGCUGUCCUGUGGUCUGAAUUUUGACUGGAUGGAGGGUGAAAGGCAGAGCAUCCAGCGCCUCUGUGUAUGGUGGUGCUGGUCCGUGGCUGAACAGAAUGGAGACCUGAGCCCAGAUCCAUCCUGAGUUGGGAUAUUAACAAUCGCAUGGGCUUCACUUUCCAGAGGAAAGUUCUAAAGCAAUGGAAAAGGAGCCUGAAGCAGAGACUUCUGAUGGCUGUAACUGCACUGUGGCACUCGGACUCAGCAAGGGAUUAGCUGUUCUGGAUGGACAAUGCUACUUAGUCAUGCCUUUACAUGCAGUAUCUAUGCACCAAGUGGAGCUGAAGAUACUAGUGGGAUUCCUCACCAGACAGCUGUGCCAAAUACCCUGUCACACAAAUGUAUCUGCAGCACUUCUUGAGUUGGAAAUGUUGGAAAGAAGUUACUGUGUAUGCUGACUUAAUACAUGUCCUGUCUCCUGUGUUCUGUUCUUGUGGCCUAGUUCAGGCAUGGGGUGAGAAGAUCCUGAAACAUGGACAGGUCCUAGGCAGUCUGAAGUGUUGGAACAGCUUCUAAAGAGAGUCUCCCGUGGCUCUGGCAGCUCUGUCUUUUUGAGUUAUCAGCUCAACUCAGAUCUGCUCUGAUACUGACAUAGGUUCUCCAGCACUGUCAUGUGAACUCUUUGUAUCAGUUUCACCGGUUCUUAAGGCAAUGGUCCAUUCUUCAGGACUUGGGCACCCUUUUGUUAAAAUGCCCUUCAACAGCUUGGAUAUCACAAAAUAGGAGAUUUUUAAUCUUUUUAUUCAACAGGCAGUUUGGUUACUGGGUGUGAGGAGAGGGAAGUUCAACUUCUGUUGUGCUGCUGUGAUAAGGAAUGUAGUCAUACUGUGACUUCAGUACCAGAAUAUAGACAUUUGGUCCCUUUUUCUGUUCAUCUGUCCUGUCCUGGAGGCUGUCAGUAGAACACGGGGAGCAGUGGGGUUAAAUCCCAAAUCCAUUGUUUUGGUGCUGGCAAUUCCAGGCCACUUGCCCCCUUCUUGAGCACAUGUGCAAUAUUCCUGUUAGCGCUGGAGCCCUCUGUGCUACGGAGCAGUGUCUUGGCUCUGUCCCUGUUCAAGCAUCAAAACCAUGAUGUGGCUGGGUGUGAGCUACCUGGCAUAACUUUAUCCAGCCAAACCUUUCCACAUCAUCUGGGCAAGACAAGCCACCAGCGUUUUAUUGCCUUUUUAUUUGCACUUUAUUUUCUUCUUUCCUGAUAGUGUUUUACUAAGGAAGUGUGUUCUUUGAAGGGGCUUGAUUAGGGGGCAGCUGCUAUAACAGGUAUCUCUCUAGCCUAGCCUUUUGUUCAGACACUUUCUGCAGAGGGGAAUUAGAGUACAUGGGGCAAAGUUUUUAUUUAUUCAGCUGCCAAUAAGAACUUGAUUGUAAAUAAACCUGUGUUCUGCUUUUAAAACCCCA
This is a messenger RNA of Pelecanus crispus (Dalmatian pelican), 1807 nucleotides long. Lineage: Eukaryota; Metazoa; Chordata; Aves; Pelecaniformes; Pelecanidae. The record is from RefSeq and is a predicted model, not a curated record.